This is a messenger RNA of Papaver somniferum (opium poppy), 864 nucleotides long. RefSeq lists its product as uncharacterized. Bases 1 to 864 code for a protein of 287 amino acids. The record is from RefSeq and is a predicted model, not a curated record. NCBI's taxonomy places the organism in Eukaryota, Viridiplantae, Streptophyta, Magnoliopsida, Ranunculales, Papaveraceae. The transcript has a single exon.
AUGACAAGAGAAUGUGUUGUGCUUCCAUUGAUAAAUGAUGGACCAUGUUAUCAGAAUGAUGUGGAGGAAUGCGAAGGUGAUAAUUGUGAUGGGUUCGGUUACAGUCCUUCGACAAAUGAGUACAAGGUUAUUAGAAUUUACAAGGAUGAGGUCUACGUGUACACCCUUGGUGAUGGCAAGAGGUGGAGAAACAUUGGAAUUAAAGAAAGCAAAUCUGGAAUAGGGAAGUAUAUACAUAGCGCUUAUAACAAUUUGGACAAAGAUCGGAAUUUAGUGUCGUUUGAUUUAGAAGAUGAGAAAUUUGGAGUGCUCCUAUCACCACCUUGUUUCCGUGAUUGGAAGGAUUAUUACUAUAAACUAAGGGAAAUUGGAGAACGUUUGAGUAUAUUCCAUGAAAACCAUGAUGUCUAUGAUAUAUGGUUACUGAAGAAGAAGAAGAAUGAGAAAGGCUACCAGUCAUGGACUUGGAUAAAAGAAUAUACUCUUAAUGAUGACCGUGAUGCCUCGCAGAAGAAGUUCAACUACGGAAUACCCAACCCAUUUGCAAUCACCAAGGAUCGUGAAGUUCUAUUUAACGAUGAUAGAUUUUUCUAUCGCCAUGACCUGAAAACUAGUACAUCGUACCCUCUUGUGGGUUUAAAAAUGUGCAUUCCUUGGUCUAUUUAUAGAACAGUACAUCACGUAAACAGCUUUGUAUCAUUGAAGGCGUUGGGAGAAAGAGAUACAACAACGACGAUCCAAAAUAUUGUAGUGGACAAGAGUUUAUCUCCUGAGCUAACAUACAACAUAGAGGAGGAAGAGAAGACCACCAUUUGCUCAGAGAAAACAAGAGAAAGAACCGAUGAGCUCGAUUGGUUCUUUUAG